CCGCCAUAUUGUUCUCGCGAUGUAAACAAUAACAUUAAAACAUGAUCGGCAAGGCAAUUCUUGUUUUAGUUUAUUUUCUUUUGGUGUUUUUGCUUGCAAAAUGUCUCGAUCUUUCUUCCAGCUGGCUCGAGCUCGGCUGUGUCGCAUCUCCGUUGUUUAAUCCCUUCGCAUUGAGCGUCAGAAAGUUGAAGACUUUGCUUGACGAACGUGGCAUUAGCUAUGUCGGGAUUGUGGACAAGAGCGAAUUGGCUCAACUCGUGAAAGAAUCGGGAAGUUUUAACUCGGAAGACAACUGCACGGAACUUGCAGACAGCAGAGAAAGCGAGAACGAUGCAGAGACAACGUAUUUCCGAAGCUCUUCGCAUUUGUUCGAAAAAAUCGAGGACACAAAAGCAAGCGGGUGGUUGGUUCAAAUCAUUCCUCAACAUAGAAUGUCUCUUUUGUCGUUAAAACAGUGGAUAAAACUGUCCAGGAAAGUGAGGCUUUUGGGAAUCAAAACAGGAGUGUUUGACUGUAGUUUGAACCCUCGUUUAUGCGCUAAAAACGGUUGGGAUACGAAAUGCUUGCUGCUGUCAUCGCCAGUUGGCCAGCAUGCCAAAGGAAAUGUUAACAUAAAUAUUUACAAUUCUAAGCCUUCAGUCGAGCGAGCAUUUUCAUGGUUAAAUGCUGCUUUGGCCACGCGUGUUAAGCGCUUAAAAUCAUACAGAGAAUACUCAAAAUAUUUGGAGAAAGAUACGGGGAGUUAUAAAACGACAAAAAUCGUCCUAUUUGGUCGACUUGAAGAGCCACCGGCUCUUAUGUCAUCCCUAUCUAUAAAGUUUACAGGGAGAGUACAUUUUGCCUAUUUUAAAAUCACAAAACAAAAUGUCGAUGAAAUUCGUGAAAAAGUUGGUACAGAUAAGUUUUCUAGGCUCUUAGUUGUGACACCGGAAAGGACAUUUUUCUACGGGACCAGAAAAGGGGAACAUAUUGGAUAUAAAGCGAUGGAGAUGUUUUUGACAACUUUGCACCCUGAAGUGAAUGACAUAUUCCUGUUGGCCAUAAUUCUUGUCAAUCAAGUUUGUGUUCUGGAAUUGUUUCUGACACCUGGUGGAAUAUUGAGAAAAUCCAUAAAGUUCUUUCUUUUUGCUGCUUUUGCAAACACAGCCCUGAUGGUUGCAUGGUUGCCCUUGGUUUGGAUGUUUCGGUUGAACUCUACACAGCCUUUACUUAAUUUUGGCCUAAAAGUGUGCCGGUUUAUAACAGACAGUGAGCUGCUGUCUUUGAUCAGAUAUCAUGUCCUAAGAUAUUAUAAAACUCCUCUGUUGUUUGCAUUGAGUUUUUGCGUGUAUGGGUUUUGUGCAAAUCGGCUGAGAAAAAGGUUCAAGUUCCUUCGAAACGAUGAGGAGGACACACCUGAUUGGUUCUACCAGGAUUUGGUCUAUUUUCAAAGGUUCUUCCACUCCUUUAGAUCCACCAGAAGCAUGUAUGCCAACACAAGGACAAGCGAGGAUAGCUUAUUUACAAGAACAUAUGAAGAUAUUGUUAUACAACACCUGGCGCAGCCUGCCCUGUGGCUUCAACCACUUGUGCCGACUGAUUUCGUGAAAGACCUGCCAGUCUGGAAGAAUUGCAACUGUCCAUCACCAACAAGUAAAAAAUCCAAUAGAGCAAAACUAUUCUGCGAUCCAAAUUUAUGCCAAUGGAAAUAUCGGCCAACAAAAAUAUUGAUGACAAGGGAAUGCGCUAUUUGCCUUGACGGUUAUUUAAAAGACUGCAUUAUGGUAUCUGUACCUUGUCGACAUGUAUUCCAUCAAAAUUGCUUAGAAAAAUGGUUCAAAUCUGGAAACCAGUAUAAAACUCUUAACUGUCCUGUUUGCCGGUGGCCUGCAUAUAAAACAAAGGCAGAAACCCUUGAUGCACCUGACACUCUCUUAGAUUGAUUGGUGCCUGGUAUUUUCUC
Messenger RNA from Dendronephthya gigantea, 1942 nucleotides. RefSeq names its product E3 ubiquitin-protein ligase RNF103-like. Bases 42 to 1922 code for a protein of 626 amino acids. Gene Ontology annotation, molecular function: zinc ion binding; ubiquitin-protein transferase activity. The transcript has a single exon. Gene Ontology annotation, cellular component: endoplasmic reticulum. Gene Ontology annotation, biological process: protein ubiquitination. Lineage: Eukaryota; Metazoa; Cnidaria; Anthozoa; Malacalcyonacea; Nephtheidae. The record is from RefSeq and is a predicted model, not a curated record.